AUGCAUUUGUCACCGGAUACAAUGAAUAUGGGGGAUGACGGCUGUCUUUCGACGGACAAUUACCAUGAUCUGGGAAAAGGCGGCUCUGGAAUGGGCGGUCGUGUCCACAGCAUUGAUGUGAUUCUGGGCUUCAGUAAGGAUCAGGACGCUCUGCUCAAUCCUGUUGGCGUACAUAAAGUAGACGGACCUGACCUGGAGGAACAAGAGAAGCAGAUGAACUCUGACCCCUACAGUCACCUGCAGAGUCUCUCUGAUAACUCUCAACAGUCUGUCUAUCAUGAUACGGGUCUUUUCUCCACAGAGAAGUGCGACAGUGAUUUGGGAGAUCCGAGGAGUUCUAUGAAGAGUGAAAGUGGUUCCCCAGACCCCACUGAUGAGGAUCAACCUAAAAAGAAACACAGACGCAACAGAACCACCUUCACCACCUAUCAGUUGCACGAGCUUGAACGUGCCUUUGAAAAAUCCCACUAUCCUGAUGUGUACAGUCGAGAAGAACUGGCUAUGAAAGUCAAUCUUGCAGAAGUUCGAGUUCAGGUGUGGUUCCAGAACCGACGUGCAAAAUGGAGGCGACAGGAGAAGAUGGACACAGGCACCAUGAAUAUUCAUGACGCUGCAAUGUUGUCCUUUAAUCGGCCACCCAUACCCCCGAACAUGGGGUCUGUGAGUAAUUCGCUUCCCCUGGACCCUUGGUUAUCCUCCCCGCUCUCCAGCGCCACCUCCAUGCACAGCAUCCCGGGCUUUAUGGGACCGGGCCAAAGCCUCCAACCUGCCUAUCCGAGUCACCCCGGGUUCCUGAAUUCCUCCCCGGGCAUUGUUCAGGGAAUGCAGUCCAUGCCACCUCCUCCUUACCAGUGUCCCCCUGUAUUUAAUGAAAAGUACCCGCUGGAUGAUGUGGACCGCAGCUCUAGCAUUGCGGCUUUGAGGAUGAAAGCCAAGGAGCACAUUCAGUCCAUGGACAAAACCUGGCAGCACAUGUAA
Paramisgurnus dabryanus is the source of this 978-nucleotide messenger RNA. It is a transcript of the gene rx2, whose product is annotated as retinal homeobox gene 2. Gene Ontology annotation, biological process: positive regulation of transcription by RNA polymerase II. The record is from RefSeq and is a predicted model, not a curated record. Lineage: Eukaryota; Metazoa; Chordata; Actinopteri; Cypriniformes; Cobitidae. Gene Ontology annotation, molecular function: RNA polymerase II cis-regulatory region sequence-specific DNA binding; DNA-binding transcription factor activity, RNA polymerase II-specific.